AUGUCUUUCAUUCAUCCCCAUACCGGCAGGCACGUACAUGUCGCCCACACGCCCGACGAGCUAGAACGUAAAGUCUCCGAACUCGAGCGUGAGAAGUCUCGAGACGAAUUCGACGUCCUGCUUCACGGCUCCGGCGACCAUAUAGAUGCGAUACGCGGCUUGCACGCCCAACGAGAAGCCGAGCGAAACCAGCUCUACCAGGACCAUUCAGCCGUCUACCGACAAUUCGAAAACGUGCGUGAUGAACUUGACAUUCUCAACUCCGAGCUCCAUAUCCUUACCGACCAUUCGGUUGCGCUCGAUGCAUCUUUUGACAAGUUCGGCUAUUCGGCCCACCUCCGCACCACCGACUCGGACGCUGCUAGCAUCAACAGUAAUGCCGAAGAGAAGCACCGCGACCGUAUCACCAAUCCACUCAAGUUCUUCCGACGGCCUCAAGUCAGACAGUACUUCCACAAGGGGCUUUUGUGGCGAUCGAGUAAGCCCGGUGAGGUGGCGUCCUUCGAGCUGUUUAUUGAUCUGGUCUACGUUGGUGUUAUCGACAUCAUCGGCGAACGAGCGGCAGAGCACCCUUCAGGCUUGAGCUUGUUGCAAUUUAUCAUCAGCUUCUGCAUCGGCUGGAAGAUCUGGAGCGAUAUGACUCAAAUCAUCAACUGGUUCGAUAUUGAGGACAUAUUUCAACGGAUCUGUGUUGCAUUCUACCUCGUCUGCUUAUUCGGCUUCACCACUAAUAUCUACUACAUGUUUCCCGAAGGCUCUCCCGAAUCCGGCAGUAUCGAGGCACGCGCCGAAGCCGAGGGUGCCGGGGAUGGCGAGCACCACUACACAACGUAUACCAUGGCCAUCGGCUUCUUCAUUGCCCAACGCUUCUUCGUCGCCCUGUGGUACAUUUGGGUCGGCUUUCUUGUGCCAAUGAUUAAAGGUUCCAUGUUCUGCGGUAGCGUAAUCAUCGUCGUGGCUUCGGCACUAUGGAUUGUAUCUAUUCACGUCCCCUGGCCCAACCAGCUUGCGCCCAUAUUUUUGGCUAUCUUUGUCGACCUAUUCGGUGGCAGUAUAAUCAUCUGGAUCACGCGCAAGUCUAAAGAAGACAAGAGCAUGUGUAGACAUCUUACAAAGUACUUCCAAUUCGCCCCUGCUAUCAACAUCGAACACCGCGUCGAGCGCAACAACGCCUUCGUCGCCCUGGUCUUUGGCUACAGCAUCCUGACCAUUCUUUACCAAUCCUCGGCAGAAAUGGGCAUCAACGCCUUCUUCGGCAAGGGUGUGCUCGGUCUCUUGCAGGCCUUCUGCUUCAAUUGGAUCUACUUCGAGAUCGAUGCCUAUGCAGUACACGUGCACGCCAUCCGCCGACACUGGUUCAGUGCCACGCUGUGGGUGACUGCGCAGCUGCCUUUCAUCAUGUCGUACAUCCUCGCCGCAUCAACACUCACAUCUCUGGUCCUUGCCCACGAUUCGCGUGAUGCUGAAGAGAGUUGGCUUGGCUCGCACUAUGCUGAACGGUCGGUGAGCGAGCUGGACUCAGCCACGCGGUGGUUCUACUGCGGCGGCAUUGGACUGGCACUGAUUUUCAUGGCCGUCAUCAGCCUGUGCCACACGCAUAAGAAGCUGAAGGGCGGCCGACUGAAGAAGCGUCCGAGAUUGGCGUUCCGUUGCGUCAUCGCCGUGAUCAUCAUCGUGCUGCCCACUGCCGGUGACAGGCUGUCCAGUCUCGACCUCGUCACCAUAACCUCCUGCCUCGUCAUCAUCAUCCUCAUCGUCGACCUCUACGGCAAUUCCGCCGUCGGCACCCCCUUCUGGACGCACGGCCUCUGCCACAAGGAGCGCAAGCAGACCACCUACGUCGCACACUGCAAGCUCAAAGCCAACCGCCGCCGUGAGCUGCAGAAGAGGCUCGCCAAGGGCGAGGACGUCUGCAUUGGCGACGUGCUGCGCCUUCGCAACGCCAGCACCAGCACCAGCGUCAAUACCAGUCGUAGUAGCUUGGGCGGCAGCACGUUGGCGGACGAGGCCGAGCGUGCCGAGAUGCGCCAGCGUGAGCACAGGGCCAGGCAGCGGGAUGAGGAGUGGAUGGGCGGCUCGUAUUGA
Cyphellophora europaea CBS 101466 is the source of this 2085-nucleotide messenger RNA. RefSeq lists its product as uncharacterized. Bases 1 to 2085 code for a protein of 694 amino acids. NCBI's taxonomy places the organism in Eukaryota, Fungi, Ascomycota, Eurotiomycetes, Chaetothyriales, Cyphellophoraceae. The transcript has 5 exons. The record is from RefSeq and is a predicted model, not a curated record.